AUGCCAGUCGAUACCACGGAAACCAUCUUUCUGGCAAACACAAUCCCCAAAAUCAGGGAACUCACUCCCGGUUUUGGUGCCGAGGUCCAUGGUCUCAACUUUGAUGAUGGUGCUACCGAAGACGGGUAUUGCUUGAUCCAGGAGUUGGUGAAGAAGUACGGUGUUGUCGUCAUCCGCAAGACCAACCUGAAUGACGAGUCACACAUCCAACUGGCUCGCAAGUUCGGAGAGCUGGAUGACGUCAGGCCUUACAAGAAGGCAGGCAGGAAGAACCGUCUCAAGUAUGAUGAGCUGUUCGACGUCAGCAACAUCGACACGGACGGCACUAUCAUCGACCGCGACAGCCCCCGAGCCCAAGCCAACAAGGGCAACAGUCUCUUCCACGUCGACUCCAGCUUCAAUCCGCGUCGGGCCGGCUACUCUCUCCUCCUGGCUCAUGAACUGCCUCGCGCCGGUACCGGCGGCAGCACCGAGUUCUGCGACACCAGAGCCGCGUGGGACGACCUUGAUCAGCAGAUCAAGACGGAGAUUCUUGAAAAGGACUACGUCGCUUGCCACUCCAUGCUGCAUUCCAGAAAGUUGGCUGCGCCCGAUUUCUUCGCCGAGAUCGAGCCCGAGAACUACCCCAUGGGCCGACACAAGCUAGUGCAGAAGCAUGAGAGGUCCGGCCGUAUGAACCUGUACCUUGCCAUGCACAUCCACCAUAUUGAAGGCCUGGAGCCCGAGCAAUCAAGGGCUCUCUUUGAUCGUCUCAUCACCCACGCCACCAAUGAAAAGUACCGUGCCAUGGUCGAGUGGCACAAUGUUGGAGAUCUUGUUGUCUGGGACAACACUUGCACGAUGCACAGGGCCGUUGGGGGCGAUUUCGCAUACAAGGAUAGUGUUGGUGAGCCCAAAAGGCCACCCUGUGUGUCUUGCAAUGUCGCUGGAAGUGAAUGUGUGCUCGUCAAGUCCAAAAGAGGGGGCAACUUCCGGUCAAAUCGACGAAGGAAAGAGACGGUAGCAUCUGCAGUAGCUCCUACGAAUGAAGCCCCUGGGGCGAUUUCUACGUCAUCAACCAGAGGGAUUGACGACGGUGCUCCGUCAGAAGACCUCUCAGAGGGAGCCGACGGCGAACACGGGGAGCAAAUGAUUGACGAAAGUCUACACAUGAAGCUCACAAACCCAUCUGAUGCGCUUCACAUUCUGGCACUCUCCGGCGAGACUUCGUCAUCGCUUCCGGUUGGUAGCAUGACUCCUGCGAACAGGACGCAGCAUCCGGAUGAGCGAGACUCAUCGACAACGGUUCUUGACGAUUACGAAUUGGUUCAGAGAGGACUUCUGCACCCCAGCGUUUUACCUGAGCUCCUUCACAUAUAUGCCCAUGACUACCACCCUUUCUGUCCCAUUGUUCCUUCUUACUUGCUCGGAGAGUCGGCUAUGCAUAUGACACAGAGAUCCGAUUACUUUCUGCUUACCGUUAUGCUCACCAUUGCAUCGAGGGAUUCUCCAAGUCACUCGCUUGCACACCGGUACUGCUGGGAUCAUACUCAACGCCUUUUACUCGAAAUACUUCUCGCAUAUCCUUGGGCCCAGACUCCACGGACCGUUGAGGGCCUGUUACUCUUGUCCGAAUGGCUGCCUCACACCCAGAUCAAACAGACGACUUCAGAAGCACCAAAGAAUCUCUUCAGCGAGGACAUGACCGCCUGGUCUCUCAUCGGCCUGGCCGUGCGACAAGGGUACUCCCUACGCCUCGACAGAGCGGCGUUCCGAGGCUCUGGUGACGGUGGAUCCAACGAGCAAGAGGAGCAGAAGCGGCUCAUCUGGAUAUUCGUCUUUCUUGCAGAUCGGCAAAUAUCCGCCCGCUUGGGCCAAUCAUUCUGGUCUCGCGGGCCUUCACUAUCCUCGCAGUUCACCGCCAAAGACUUCCCCAGCCUCAGACCCGGCGGCCGCAGCGGCAGGGACGACGAAGAAGACUACGCAUCCGCCCUCCACGCCACCAUCGACCUGACCCAGAUCCUGCACAACGCCCACGCCACGCUCUACUCCUCCCCAAGCCGCACCCUCGCAAUGAUCCACGACGGCGACUAUGCGCGCUACCUCGACGACCUCCUCCGCGCAACCGACACCUGGCACUCGACAUGGGCCACCAUGCACGCAUCCCACAAGGUCAAGAGCACGAUACUCCUGACGUACGAAUACAUCCGUCUCUACAUCACCGCCUUCUCCUUCCAAGCUGUGCUCACGCGCUCCUCGUCCGCUCCGCGCCGCGACGCACCGCACCCCGACCACCGCCCGCUGGCAACCCUCUUCUCCCGCGGCAUCGCUGCGUCGCCCGACGGCCGCUACAUCUCCGACGCCAUCGGCUCCGCUAUCGGCCUGCUGCGCCUGUUUACCGGCCUCGACCCGCACGCCAUCAUACGCUUCCUGCCAUCCCGCUACUACUUGUACGGCGUGUACGCCGCCGUCAUCCUCCACAAAGCCCACUGCUUGGGCGCCUUCCAGCACGCCUCCCUGCGCGACGAGGUCGCCGAUUUGGCCACGCGCUUCGUCAGCGUCAUGCAGCAUGCGGCAGCAGGCAUCGAUGCACACAUUGCUCGCGGCUAUAGUCGCGUGCUGGGGAAACUGUGGUGCGAGCGGCGAGCGUCGUCGCCGCAGGGCGGCGGCACGCGUGAUGUUACGGAGGGCCAGGGGUAUGAUGCGUCGAGGGGGGGUGGUGGGGAUGAGGUGCAGGCGUCGGAGCCAAUGAUGCGGCAGGGGGGAAACCAGGGAGGUCUCGAUGAUGGCGAUGCUGGGGCGGGAGACUGGGAGGUCGGGUUUGAUGCGACGGGGCUACGUGACGACGAUUUUGUGGCCGUAGAGGAGGCGCUGUUUGGAGCGUUCUUUCCUGGGAUUACGGUUGUUGGGCAGCAGGAUGGGAGUGGCGGUAUUGUGGGAAGCGGCGGGGGGCUUAUGGAUGGGUGGUUUCUGUGA
Molecule: messenger RNA, 2955 nt
Organism: Diplodia corticola
Lineage: Eukaryota; Fungi; Ascomycota; Dothideomycetes; Botryosphaeriales; Botryosphaeriaceae
Product: alpha-ketoglutarate-dependent-dichlorophenoxyacetate dioxygenase
Exons: 6
Coding region: 1-2955 (984 amino acids)
Biological process (GO): DNA-templated transcription
Cellular component (GO): nucleus
Molecular function (GO): DNA-binding transcription factor activity, RNA polymerase II-specific; zinc ion binding; oxidoreductase activity
Source: RefSeq, a predicted model, not a curated record